Molecule: messenger RNA, 16390 nt
Organism: Artibeus jamaicensis (Jamaican fruit-eating bat)
Lineage: Eukaryota; Metazoa; Chordata; Mammalia; Chiroptera; Phyllostomidae
Gene: AGO3
Product: argonaute RISC catalytic component 3
Exons: 19
Coding region: 283-2865 (860 amino acids)
Biological process (GO): regulation of stem cell proliferation; regulatory ncRNA-mediated gene silencing
Molecular function (GO): protein binding; RNA binding
Source: RefSeq, a predicted model, not a curated record
CCGCAGUCCUGGAGGGGCAGUGGUAGCGUAAGCGCCCGCGGGCGACGCAAUUUCCUCGCCGAGCUCACCUUUCCCCUCACGCUUCCUCUUCUCGCCUAGCUGUGUGCUGCCCGCGGCUCCUUCUGACGCAAGCUUUCGGAGUGCGGGCGCUGAGAAGCUGUCGCCUCCUCGCCUCGCGGCCAAGUGAGAGUGCCUGUCGCACCGUGUCGCCCACCUGCGCCGCCUUCUUGCCCCCAAUCGCGGGCGCCCUUCUCGCUCGAAGCACACCCCCCAGCUCCAUGAAUGGAAAUCGGCUCCGCAGGACCCGUUGGGGCCCAGCCCCUACUCAUGGUGCCCAGAAGACCUGGCUAUGGCACCAUGGGCAAGCCCAUUAAAUUGCUGGCUAACUGUUUUCAAGUUGAAAUCCCAAAGAUUGAUGUCUACCUCUAUGAGGUAGAUAUUAAACCAGACAAGUGUCCUAGGAGAGUAAACAGGGAGGUGGUUGACUCAAUGGUUCAGCAUUUUAAAGUAACUAUAUUUGGGGACCGUAGACCAGUUUAUGAUGGAAAAAGAAGCCUUUACACAGCCAAUCCACUUCCUGUGGCAACUACUGGGGUAGAUUUAGAUGUAACUUUACCUGGGGAAGGUGGAAAAGAUCGACCUUUCAAGGUGUCAAUCAAGUUUGUCUCUCGGGUGAGUUGGCACCUAUUACAUGAAGUACUGACAGGACGGACCUUGCCUGAGCCACUGGAAUUAGACAAGCCAAUCAGCACUAAUCCUGUCCAUGCCGUUGAUGUGGUGCUACGACAUCUGCCCUCCAUGAAAUAUACACCUGUGGGGCGUUCCUUUUUCUCAGCUCCAGAAGGAUAUGACCACCCUCUGGGAGGGGGCAGGGAAGUGUGGUUUGGAUUCCAUCAAUCUGUUCGGCCUGCCAUGUGGAAAAUGAUGCUUAAUAUUGAUGUUUCUGCCACUGCCUUCUACAAAGCACAACCUGUAAUUCAGUUCAUGUGUGAAGUUCUUGACAUUCAUAAUAUUGAUGAGCAACCAAGACCUCUGACUGAUUCUCAUCGGGUAAAAUUCACCAAAGAGAUAAAAGGUCUGAAGGUUGAAGUGACUCAUUGUGGAACAAUGAGACGGAAGUACCGUGUUUGUAAUGUAACAAGAAGACCUGCCAAUCAUCAAACCUUCCCUUUACAGUUAGAAAAUGGCCAAACUGUGGAGAGAACAGUAGCACAGUAUUUCAGAGAAAAGUAUACUCUUCAGCUGAAGUACCCACACCUUCCCUGUCUGCAAGUGGGGCAGGAGCAGAAACACACAUAUCUGCCACUAGAAGUUUGUAAUAUUGUGGCAGGGCAGCGAUGCAUCAAGAAGCUAACAGACAAUCAGACGUCCACUAUGAUCAAAGCCACAGCAAGAUCUGCACCAGAUAGACAAGACGAAAUUAGCAGAUUGGUGAGAAGUGCAAAUUAUGAAACAGAUCCAUUUGUUCAGGAGUUUCAAUUUAAAGUUCGAGAUGAAAUGGCCCAUGUAACCGGACGCGUACUUCCUGCUCCUAUGCUCCAGUACGGAGGACGGAAUCGGACAGUAGCAACACCAAGCCAUGGAGUAUGGGACAUGCGAGGGAAACAGUUCCACACAGGAGUUGAAAUCAAAAUGUGGGCUAUAGCUUGUUUUGCCACACAGAGGCAGUGCAGGGAAGAAAUAUUGAAGGGUUUCACAGACCAGCUGCGGAAGAUUUCCAAGGAUGCAGGGAUGCCCAUCCAGGGCCAGCCUUGCUUCUGCAAAUACGCACAGGGGGCAGACAGCGUGGAGCCCAUGUUCCGGCAUCUCAAGAACACCUACUCAGGGCUGCAGCUCAUUAUCGUCAUCCUGCCAGGGAAGACACCAGUGUACGCGGAGGUGAAACGUGUGGGAGAUACACUUUUGGGUAUGGCUACACAGUGUGUUCAAGUAAAGAACGUGAUAAAAACAUCCCCUCAAACUCUGUCAAAUCUGUGCCUAAAGAUAAAUGUUAAACUCGGAGGGAUCAAUAAUAUUCUUGUACCUCAUCAAAGACCUUCUGUGUUCCAGCAACCAGUGAUAUUUCUGGGAGCAGAUGUCACUCAUCCACCUGCUGGUGAUGGGAAGAAGCCUUCCAUUGCUGCUGUGGUAGGCAGUAUGGAUGCCCACCCAAGCAGGUACUGUGCCACAGUCAGAGUUCAGAGGCCCCGCCAGGAGGUCAUCCAGGACUUGGCCUCCAUGGUCCGAGAACUGCUCAUUCAAUUUUAUAAGUCAACUCGGUUCAAACCCACUCGCAUCAUCUUCUAUCGGGACGGUGUUUCAGAGGGACAGUUUAGGCAGGUAUUAUAUUAUGAACUACUAGCAAUUCGAGAAGCCUGCAUCAGUUUGGAAAAAGACUAUCAACCUGGAAUAACCUACAUCGUGGUUCAGAAGAGACAUCACACUCGGUUAUUCUGCGCUGAUAGGACAGAAAGGGUUGGAAGAAGUGGCAAUAUUCCAGCUGGAACAACAGUUGAUACAGACAUUACACACCCAUACGAGUUUGAUUUUUACCUCUGUAGCCAUGCGGGAAUACAGGGUACCAGCCGUCCUUCACACUAUCAUGUUUUAUGGGAUGAUAACUGCUUUACUGCAGAUGAACUUCAGCUGCUAACGUACCAGCUCUGCCACACUUAUGUGCGCUGUACACGUUCUGUUUCUAUACCUGCACCAGCGUAUUAUGCUCACCUGGUAGCAUUCAGAGCCAGAUAUCAUCUCGUAGACAAGGAACAUGACAGUGCUGAAGGAAGUCACGUUUCAGGACAGAGCAAUGGACGCGAUCCACAAGCUCUCGCCAAGGCCGUACAGAUUCACCAAGAUACCUUACGCACAAUGUACUUUGCUUAAAAAAUCCGAGAGUAUUCUCUGAGAGGAAGAACUGAAAGAUGAAUUGACAUACAAUGUAUGUUUCCAUGGAGUCUGUUGAGUGGAGAUGCCUCCAGCCAUACAGAAACCAACACUGUGGGGACCAGGGUCUGAUUUUUAUGCUGAUACAAGGAAGAUUGUUUACUUCAUCAAGGGACACAGCACCAUUAUGCAACAUGAAACCAGCCAGCUGCUUCUCUGUGCGGGCUCCUGUGGGCAGUAUCGCCGUUGUUUUGUUCUCACUUUCUGUAGUCUGGCCCUUUUAAUGCCUUUACCUCAAGUUGCUUGGCAGCACAACUACCUUUGCAAAAAAAGUAAAGAAAAGGUAAAUGAUGAUUUUUAAAAAACACACCUACAUGAAUAAUCAGUGAUUGUUCAUAAUUCUGUGUGCAAAAAAAUUAAUGUGCAUUCGUGUAUUCUUGUAAAAAGUAUCUGUGUAUACUUUAAGUGUAUACAUGUAUACUUCAUAUACAUAUAUAUCUGGAUCUACAUGGAUAACAGAUAUAAAUGUUCUUUGUGUAUAUUUUAUAGUUCAUUCCACUGGGAAAUUCCUUUCCCUUUUAUUGUCCUCUCACCACCACUUUCGUUUCUCACUCUACCUCCCCUGCCUCAUCACCUGCGUUGUUUUUCCUUAACGCUACCAGUGACAUUCAGAUGUCCGUGUAUCUGAUUCAUUGAAUACGGAGCAUGGCAAAGUAGACUUUUAUUUUGCACACCCACUCCUCUCUCUUGUCUCAUACACAAUAUGAAGUCCUCCACUCUUGAUAUUGCUUUCUUAAGAAGCAGUUGUGUGUGUGUGUGUGUGUGUGAGAGAGAGAGUCUGCAUCUGCCACUUCCUGCUCUGAAUUUACAUUCGCCACUCGUGCAAGGUGUGCAUAAGCAGUAGUAACCUAUUUUUUCUUUAGUGAGUUUGUUAAAAGCUGCUACAAAUAGAAAACCUUGUCAGAACGUAUAACUCUUUCUCUCUGUAAGUGAUAUGUACUCUAAAGCCUUCUGUUUCUAUGGGUUAUACAUGGAAAUCCCUUAAAGGAUUUUUUUUUAAGGGUAAAUAUUUGUAAUGAUUAGAACUCUGCAGGGUUGAGACCUCUGAAAUUGGAGGGAGAGAAAGUAGGAGUUGUUCGAGUUAACUUUUUUUUUGCUAGUUUACUUGCUGCCUCUCAUACCUUAAUGUGAUUUUCAUAUAUAUAUAUUUUUAUAUAUAUGCGUGUGUAUAUAUAAAUAUAUAUGUAUGUAUUUUGAAGUAUAGCUUCUUUUUCUUUUAUAUUUAUUAGAGUAGUGCUUUCAUGAUUAUAGAACUGUAUUGGCAGCAUCUUUUAUAGAAAUAUAAUCCUGUUUAUUUUAAGAACUGAUGACCUGUUUUCGCUCUCUUCUCGUGCAAUAAGCCGUUUGGGAGGAAAGCUGCGCCUCAGAGGCUGACGCCUCUGCCCCAGACAGUGUUAGAGCAGGUGCCUCCGCGGUGUGAAAAGAGCAGAGUGAGGCAGCCUGCGUUUCAGAAGGAAAGGUUUUUUUAUUUUCAAAUCUAAAGCAAGUCUGAGCUUGAAUAUUAAAACUAAAGUUGAAUUUUGACUUCAAUGAUCAUGAAUAGGUUAAAAUUUAGAAGAUAUUUAAAUUCUUUGAAAAUAAAUCAUGUUUAUGGAAGAAUCAUACUGAUUAGAUGCCCAAUUUCAUUUAUUAAAAUGAAUCAGGAAAAUGUGAUAUUUUAAAAAAUAUUUCUGCCAAUUUACCACCGGUAUAACUUUCCUUUUAAAAUUAGGGUUAUGGUGACAAAAGGAAAUUAGAACUUUGAUCACUGAAAUGUGGGGGAAAGUUUUGCAAAAUUUUGUUUGAUGGAUUUCACUUUAAGAUGCUAAAAACUACUAUAAAGCUGUCAAAACCAAGUUCACCAGUAACAUUGGAUUCAGGGGAACUUUGUACUUUGUAACUCACGAAAAUUGCAUCUUACUAUUCUUUUGCACUGCUUCAGAGUAUGACUACUACAGGUUGUUUCCGGGGGCAUUGUCCUUAACCUUUCCGAGUGUCAUCUGUUCACGAAAACGGAUGUGUUAGCUCUGCAGCUUCGCUCUCACCUGUAACCCACUCUUACUGCCAGUCACUGUCUUUUGAGCCUAAAAUCUGAGCCCAUGUCCUCCAACAGUUUAUGAAAUCCAAAAGAUUACGAAAUCUUUUGUCCCUCUCUCAGAAAACUAAGAAAGUACUGUAUUUUGUAUGUUUAUUAUACUGAAGUGUCCGAAAUGCAAUUUACAACACUGUUUCAAAGCUCUUUACAUGAGGUGAUAUUUGUAUAGUACAGUAUAUACAUUUUUUCUCCCAACCCUGCCCCCUUUUCCUCUGAAAAAUCCUAUAAAGCAUGUAUGUUUUUUUACAUUGAAAAUUCACUGAAUAUAGUAGUCAGCAACGUGGGCAAGGGAAGAUAAUUGUGUGUUCUAGAUGGUAAAAACUUGUUUGCUGUGUGCUUGCUCAGUGUGAGUGAGACGUCUGCCUUUAUCAGAGCGAGUUACGCGGGUGCACGUGGGAAACUCUAGUGCUGAGGGACCGUAGGUACCCUUUCCCUGUUGGCUGCUUUACCUGAUUUUUUUUUUCAGUUAUUUAGUGUCACAUGCACUAGAGUGCAGCCCAUAAUUUAAAUGUACUUUUACAAAGGAAAAAAAUAUUUUUUUAAAUAUAAAGCUUUACCUUUGAAGUGAGUUCUUUUUUAGGGUUUCUUACUUACAGUUUCAACGUAAUUAGUUUAAGGUUGGUUAACUUGAAAGAGUAUGUAGAGUAUAUUUCUAUUUUGCUUACAAAUGAAUUAGUGUGUCACACUUAUUUAGAAGAAACAUUGUACUUAGAAUUUUAAGGUAAAAGAGUAAGAGGCAAGUACUUUUUGAAUUUUGUUUUAAUUAUUGCACAUCUGGUGUAGAAUCCUGAUCAUUAUUAUUUUCUAAAAAGAUCGUCCUGAAUGUAAUGGCCAUGAAACUCAACAGCAACCUUUCUGUGCUGCCCUCGCUCACUAACUAUACAGUGAAGGCUAAGUUUUGGUCUGCUGUUGUCUGUGAUGUACAGUAUCAGAGUGACUCUAAAAUGUCAGUUCCAGCAACUGGUAUAAUUGGUGUUCAUGCAAAGAAGAGUUGGGGAGUUUAAUGUAUAUCCUGGCUAGCAAAUGAGUCUGUGUAAAGUGCUGAUACAUGUUAUUAUAUUAUAGUCUCAAGUUACUGGCAUUAAGGACCAUACAUUUAUAAUACUGUAGCUGCUAUAUUUAUUUAAGUAGAGUCUGACCGUUACUGCACCAGACAAUAAGAUGAGCAGGAUUCAAGGCUAGUGUUAGAACCCCCUCUUUUUUCCCUAAAUAAUAAUUAAGAACAUGAAAUACCAAGGUAACAAGGGUGCUGUGAUUUUAGUUUCAAUGUAAUACCAGGAUAGUGUUUAUUUGUUUUAGAAAUAUGGAGUUUUACUUUUAGCAGUUUUGGAAAAAAGGUACCUCAGCCUCCUCAGUACUGGUUUUGGCAUAUUUUCAUGGAAGUAAAGAUGUCCUUUAUUUCUUAAUAUUUUAUCUUUUGCCCUGGCCAGUAGCUCAGUUGGUUGGAGUGUUGUCCUGAUGUACCAGGGUUGCAGGUUUGAUCCUCAGUGGGGCGUGCUCAGGAAACCCACCAGUGAGUGCGCGGAUGCGUGGGACGGCCAGUCAGUGUUUCCCUCCCUUCCUCCCUCUCUCUCUCUCUCUCUCUCUCUCUAAAGAUCAAUAAAUAAAACUAAAAUAUAUAUAUAUUUUACCUUUAACAAGUUUCUCAGAAAAAAAUAUUCUUCUAUGGAAAUCUUCCUGUUUGUAACCUGUUAAUUUAUUUCUCCUCCUAAAAGAGAGUCUGGAAGGAAUUCUAGUAGGAAAGUGCUGGGUGUUUUGGAAGCACAUGGUGGAGAUUCAUCUCCACCUUCUAGCACAGGGACUCCCAGCCUUCUGAAGUUCUAUACUAGUGUUCCCAACGAGGUUCUCUGAUGGCCCACUACUGCCUAUGUUUACUUAUAUAUUUGUACUAAAACGGAUUUUAGUAUGAUAGAGCUCGUGACAGACUUGGUCGUGAAAGACUUCCAGUGCAUCUGGGGAAGUACAAGCUGACUUGCCAUUCAGUAGAAGUGGCUGGCAGAGGUUCUUGGUGUUUAAGAAAAAGGUGAACACUCAGAGUGCCACUAAUACAUCUGAAGUAAUUAAAUGGAUUAUAGGCCAGGAAAUAGAGACCCUUGUUCAAGGAAUUUGGUGGGUGUUUUCGGAGGCUAACCUGAAUUUACCAGGAGUGGUGAUUUUAUGAAAUGGACAAAGCAGCCACUUGGUUUUAGCUAGAGUAUGUUGUAAUCUUGCUACUUCAAAUUUGAUGCUAAUAUUUUGCCAACAGGCUUAACUGACAGCUCUGCAUAACUUUUAUUCAGUAUCAUAAAACCUGAUUUAAUAUUUGCUUAACUCAUCAUUUUAUGUUCUCCUGUUGAAUACUUUUAAAGAUGGUUUGCCCCCAACAGUAACCUGCUAUUUAAAUUAACUUUUAUAUCUUUCUUUAUUUUUCUUCAUUCCUCCUUCAGUCUGUUUCUUGUUUUAUAAAAAGCUUUCUCCUUUUUAAAAAAAUUAUCUUUUAUGAGUUAUUAGUCAAGCUUCAUUGGCCUGGCAUCUUUAUUUUGGCUUUUUUAUCCCUAUAUAGUUGUAAUCCUUUUCAUUCCUUUUGAGAAUUCAUGGGUAUGUUAUAGCUGCAGUCAUAAUAGUUGGGACACUUUAUGCAAAGGAGGGUAGUGUGACUCUGACUCUGGAGUCCGUCUUUAUUUUCAUUUCUCUCCCAUUUGAUGAUAGAAAGCACUUUCGUGGUUCUGCAGGAGUCAAAAAAUAAGCAAAGAAAACGUGGUAAAAUCAGUACUACAGAAAUAUGAAAGUGAGAAUUUUCUCCAAAAAUUCUUGUGUUUUUUUUUUUUAAUUCCUGCUUAUACUAGGAACAUUCUUGAUCAAUGGCAGUGUUAGAAAUGACACUGUUUUUAGUGAAAUUUAAGCUGAUUCCCAGGAGGAGUAAAAUCUCUCCCUUUUACUCCUCCUUCCCUUCCCUUUUCCGUUCCCUUCCCUCUCCUCCUCCUUCCUCCUCCUUCUCUCUCUGUCUCUCUCUUUCUCUCUUUAUAUAUAUAUAUAUAUAUAUAUAUAUAUAUGAAAAUAUUUAGACUUCUUUCUACUUUUAAAAAUGGUACAUUUCAGUUUAUAAUUUCCCAUGUCAGUCAAAAUAAUUUAACUAAAAUACCAUGUCAAGGCUUGUACUAAUAUUAUCUACUACUAGUUGAAUUUUAUUUUUUCUUUAUCCAUCAAAGAUAGUGCUCUAGGUUUUUACAUUGUUGAUUGAGCCUCAAGAAUCUUUUGCUUUUAAAGUGUGGAAGCUAAAGAUUCUCAUUCAAAUUAAAGAUAGAUAAUAAAUUUAACAUGGAGGAUUGAGAUUUAUCAAUGAGAAAUCAGUUGAAGUAUCAGGUAACGAAUAGUGUUACAACAUGAAGAUUCUGUCCAGUCAUAUAUCCAGCCAUUGGUCUCAUUUCUUUUUGAAAUCAAUGUCCGAGGUAACCAACAUCUAGUGUAUCUAGGGUCUCAGUAAAGAAAGGAUAUUCCAUGGGUUGGUCUCUGAGUUAAGUUUCUAAAUCUUUUUUGUGACACAAGGAGGUUCUUAGAAAGUGCCUUUUCAGAAGAUGGUGCUAAAGAUUUUUAUUUUUCAAAUAGCAUGAAGCUAAAACUUUAAAAAAUAAAUUAUUCUAGAACUCCAAGAGUAUGACAGUUUCAUAUAAAUAAUGUUGUUUUCCUAAAUCUGGUCCAAGGGAGUGAAAUAAAGCUUUUAUUCAGCAACAUAUCCAGGCUGAUGCUCACCAAAUGUAUUUUGUAAGUUUGGAAACAAAACUUUUAAUGCUUUCAGUUCCCAGCUGUGUUGAAAUUAAUCUCGAAGAUACAUAAAACAGCAAAUUUGCUUUAACUUUUUAACAAGAGUGUGGGUGAAGCAGUAGGUGCCCAGGGGAAAAGGAGUUACAUGUCGUAGGCUCCCUGUCCGUUUUGUCCCCCAGUGCAGACUGGCCCUUUUAUAAAUACCUAUUGGCCACCUUUUCUAAAUAAUUUUUUUAAAAGGCUGCUUGCAAAGGAGGAGCCGAGUCAUUGUGGAGAUCAGUUUAAGAGAAUGAUAAUGUCUCUGUAUUUAGGGAAUUUUUCUUGUUUAGGAACCCAAAAUAUUUUCAGUUACUCUCUUUUUUCCUUGCAUGGGGGAACUAUGCAAAAUGAUGACAGCACCUCUGAAAGGCUGUGAUCAGCUCAUUAGAUACAGAACAUGCAAAACGGGCUUUGGAGGAAGUAAGCAAAAGGAGGGGUAAUAGCAGGACCAUUCAUACUUAUUAGAAAUUUCCUUUUCUACAGAAAGCAGUUUCCCCCUGAGCUAGGAGACAGUAAAUAGCAGUAAAUGAUCACCUAACCAGUUCUUGCUUGUGAAUUUGGCAAGCAUUCUUCGAAAAAAGAGUAGACUAAAAACAAAAAAACACCACACCUCAGUAACCUUCUAUGCUGCAUUAUGUAAUAAUGAUAGUAAAAUUAUAUUGUCUGUUUGGAGUGUACUAUGUUCGCAAAUGUCAAUGCACAUUAAACUUUUUCAUUUUUUUAAUAUUAGUUUUUCUAUUGUGAUGUUUAUAUUUAUUGGCAAUUUGUGUGCAACUUUUAUAUUUUGCUUAGAUGUUGGUUUUAAGGUAUUUUAUUUUUAUAGAUAUUUCUAGCUUUUCCUCUUUCUUUGUAAUAUUAGCAAAGAAUAAGGUGGAAUGUUAAUACACCAUCCAAAACUACUAAUUCUACAAAGUUUAGAAUUUGGAUUUUUACCAAUAAACCAUUAACACUAUUUUAACACUUAGAAUAUUUAAUGUUGUUUAUAUAGUGGGCAUUAAAAACAGUCUUUAGACAGAUUUCUAAAUGUGGAGAGGAGGUGGGUCUUUUCUAUAAUUUAGAUUUCUUUCCCUUAAGUAGCAAACUGACACUAACAUUGGAUUUACUUGACCUGAUCUGCAGUUUGGGGGCAACUUGUCAAAUAAAUAAGUGUUACAUUUCUUUUUAACUUCAGCUGCUUUGAAACCGCUUAAAUGGUUAUAUCUUCCAGCAUUAGGAUUAUGAUACCAUUUUCAUAGGCCUGGAAAACAAAUAGCAAACAAUCCAGAAGUCACUGAUAAUUGACUUUGAAAUGGGAUUUUCCCCCCCAUAAUUAUAUAUGGAAGACUUGUUACCCUGCCCUUUUCCCUAACAUGCUUUAAAGUUGAUUCAACCCUGAGCAUCAGUGAAGAAACAGAGUUUUAAGUGACAUGGGGAGCUAAGGAUAAAGACCAAUUAAUAUAUUGUUUCAGUUAAUUAAAAAUUUAACAAAGUGCCCUGGCUGGUGUGGCUCAGUGGAUGGAGCACUGGCCUGUGAAUCAAAAGGUCACCAGUUCAAUUACCAGUCAGGACACAUGCCUGGGUUGCUGGCCUGUUGGGGUGUGUAAGAGGCAACCAGUCCGUGUUUCUCGAGCACAUUAGUGUUUCUCGCCCUCUCUGCCUCCCGGAUCCCUUCCCCUCUCUAAAAAUAAAUAAAUAAAAAUCUUUAAUUAAAAAAACUAAAAGUUAAAGUAAUCAUAAUUGAUGAAUGUGAAUUAAUGGAAAGUGAAAAACAUUAUCACAGACUAUUAAUUUCAAGCAUAUAUGGUCACUCCACUUUCGUAGUGAACAGAUCAAGCUUAUUUAUAUUGGCAACUAACUUUUUAUAAAGGUACAUGAAAAAAACAAGUGAGUUAAGCAGGUAAAAUAUUUCCACUGUAUUUUUACACUGAAUUUGCUUGGUAAGCCUUUUUUUUUUUCUUUAAGAGAUCAGAAGAUAAAUAUUACCCCAUCCUCAGAGUUUUAAAUUCUAAAUGAUCAGGGCUCAGUGUAUGGCAUUUUACUGUAUUAUUCUCUAUUCUUCCACUGAGAAGGGGGUAAAUGAGAAAGUUUUAAGUAAUUGGGAAAAUGUUAUUUUUAUAUUAUGUAAAAUUUUGCAACUUCAAGUGAGUCAGCAUGAGAUUUCAUAUACGCAUUAGCCAUAUUGUUUCUUUUUGCAUUGUUGCCAGUUACGGUAGUUUUAUACAGUAAUCAGAGCUACUUCCUUCACUGGUCCAUCCAGCACAGUGGAAGAUUGGUGCUCUGAUUAUAGCAAUUUGUUGCUACUAAAUAAAAGCUAAAUAUGUUUCAAGCAGUCAGAUAUGUCUUUGUUACACAUAUAUGCCCCCCUCUUAAGGAUAGUGACCGUGUUUGUAACUUCAGUAGUUUUUAUUCAUUAUGUUUCAGCAUCGUCCUAGGAUAACAGGCAUAUAAUUGUAGACCAACAUUUUUAAAGCAGCCUCGAGUACAACAAAUAGUCCUCUAUUUAUUUUUUCUUCUGAAAGCUCAUAGCAACCUGACACCUAGAGCUUAUUUUGCUCUUUUAACUGUUUGGCUCCGUAAAUAAGGUACGUGGCCUCAGGACUGAGCUCCUGUGGUGAACUGUGGGGUGACUUGCUCACACUUGUCGUCCGCCUCCUCAGAAGGAAGCGUUUGUGCAUCACUGACAGUCCACCCCCAAAGAGAACUGUCGGAACGGUCCUCUGUGAGUAGAAAACAGACGGGAGGGUCGGUCAUUGGAACUUCGCUUUUUCUCACUUUUUUUUUUCCAUACAAAUGAAAUUUUUGUUUUAUUAUAGAUGUGCAUACAGUCCAUUUUUGUUUUAAAUUUAAGAGGCUGUUCCACAGAGGAAGAUUACUCUGGUAUUUAAUGCCUAAAUUUUUCCAUCUUUAUUCACUUUGUAGCUUUAGUUGGAAGGACAAACAAACCCCGUAAUUUGGCCCUUUAAUAUUAUUUUCAGCACAAAUGAAAGACUUUCUAGAAAGAUGUGGCAGUUGUGACUAUCUUUAUUAUAGGAACCUAUGAAAACAGGAGGUCUUCGUAAAGAAAGAAAAUAGUGGGCCCUGGCUGAUGUAGUUCGGUGGAUUGAGAACAGGCCUGAGAACCAAAGGGUCGCCAGUUUGAUUCCUAGUCAGGGCACAUGCCUGGGUUGUGGGCCAGGCCCCCUGGUGGGGGCUGCAUGAGACAUAACCACACAUUGAUGUUUCUCUUCCUCUCUUUCUUCCUCCCUUCUCUUUUCUCUAAAAAUAAAUAAGUAAAAUGUUAGAAAAGAAAAGAAAUAAACUAGUUGGAUUGUGAGCAUAUGUAGUGAGGAGGGAAAUGGGGAAAAGGUUUCUCUACUAGGAUCUUUGAAUAGAAACAUUACAAUUACUUCAUAUUUGUCCAGUUCUCACAGGCACAUUGUAAAGGCUAUUUGAGAAGAGACCUAAGAAGAGUGCCUCUGUGUCUGUUGUCCCACAACUAAAGCUGCAUCUAUUCUCAUUAAAUCGGACAAGUCUUAGAAGUCACUUCUGAGUUACAACAAAGAAAUGAAGUAUUUAUCCUUAAAUAGACGUUGCUAUCAACAUGGCAUCUCCAUCUUGUCCCUUUACAUAGAAUCCACGGAGCAGAGCACUUCCAGGCCAGGCAGUAUUUCCUGUAACAAAAAUGUUUUUGGUGAAAGGUUUAGGGAAAACCCUGAUAGGCCGUAAUGAAGGAGGGAUUUUGCCUCUUGUGUGCAGUUCAAACAGGUUAAUGAAUUCAGUCUGGUCCCAGGGAGCUUAGCAAGAAGCUUUGGUUUGUGGUAGCAACAGACUUGGCUCUCCAGUGGUUGUUAGUUGCAAACUCUCCCAGUUUCACAGAAAGUGAUUGAUCUCAGAGUAUUAAUGAUGGCCCUGCAAAUGUGCAUGAGCUCUUUUCCUCAUUCAAAGCCAGGUUUAGCAAGCACUAACUGAAAUCUCUCAUAGUUUGUCCCUGUAAGAUUCUUUAAAAGUUUUGCAAGACAUUUCUCAUUUCUUACUUAGCCCAGGCUAUAACCCCUUUCUCCUGCAAAAAAAAGAAAAAAGGGAUUUAGAAGCAGUUUAUAUAGAAUUCUACUAGGAGUAAAUAAAGUCUUAAUACUUGGGGAAAGAGGCUCAAAGGCCACAAGUUACAGCUCGAUUGGGAGACUGAGCACUUUUUUAUGUGCGGGUCUGAAGUUUUUCCUUUCACUCACCUUUCUCUUACUCACUUGCAGGCCAUCCUGUUUUGUAAAGUAAUCUCUUUAUGCCAUUUAUGAAUCCUGCAAGUCCCAACCCCCCCCCCCCCCACACGCGCACACACACAGUUAAAAAUAAAGGGGGAAGGAUAAAAGAAAAAGGGUGUAAUAAGAAUCCUUAGAAUGUAACUUCAGUUAAUGCAGAUGGAAGGAAACCCUAACUUGGUGAAGGGGUGAAGACUGAGGCGUUAAUACUGCAGGUAUGAUGUCCGGCCGUAGAAUUUUUGGCUAGCUUUAGAGUGAUGGUGUUGACAGAAAACAUAAUCUGAAAUAGGAUGUUGUAGCAAAGUGAUAAAAGAGAGUUGUUCUCGGGAGUACUGUUUCAACCUUCUGCAACAGAGAUCCUCAUAUUCUAUUCUUUCCUCUUAAUUUACAUAUUGAUUUAUUCCGACUUCAGCCAAACAGAUAAUCCCUCACAUAUCCCUCUUGGUGUGUGCAAAAUUCCAUAAUAAAAAAAUUUUUAAGCUCAUUUCCUAGGUAACCCUGAGCUGUAAAGAACAAAGCAUUUCAAGGUAUUUUCAAAUUGCAGGACCUUUUAAAAGAUCACAACUGGAUGAAGACUGUUAAGAACUUGUUGCCUUUGAAGACUGAGAAAGGGCUCUACAACUUGAGGCAGAGACUUGGAGUUUAGUCAGAGCUCUGCCACUAAUUCGCUGUGUCGUUAGGCAACUUCCUAAUCUCUCUGUGCCUAGAUUCUCCUUGUAACAUGGUAGUGACAAUACCGUCCCUCACCUACCUCGCAAAGCUGCUGUAAGGACAGGGUGUUUGCGUCAAUGCUUGACUUCUCCAAAGCAAAAGCUGUUCAGAAGUUUCAAGCUAAUACUGUAUAAUCUUGUUGCAUGAAGGGUUUGUUCACAGUUGGCCUCUAUGAAAGUAACUUUAAUUACCAUAGAUCAUUUCAUUAAACAGGUAUAAGAGAAACUUAGGCCUUCCUGUGAUAUGCCGUUCACUGACAAACAUACCCUGUUCUGUUUUCUCCCCUGCCAGAUAAUUCAGCACACUGGCUGGAUUUUCUUUGUAAUAACCCUUGGCAAAGGUAUAACUUCAAAAGCCAAGCUCCAUUGAGCGGUGCUGUGGCAGCUGCCAUUGUAUUUUGAGGUGGAUUUAUGCGGUGAAACCAUUAGAUAAUCACAUACUAACUUUGCCUUUUCCCUCUGGGCAUUUUUGCUGCACACUGGCGCCAGAGGCUGUUGUACAACCUCAUAGUUAUCCCUUUGUUUCUUGGCAGAUUUUUGGUACCUUGUUUUGGAGUAGGGCAUUAGGUUUUAAGAAGGAAAGUGUGCUUAUUUCACUCAUCAAUUUGCAGCGUUCAACCUUGCUUUCUAGUCACCAUGUAGCUGUAAAAGUUAAAAUAGAGUGAAAGGGGUUUUUUUUCUUCAUUUUCAUUCAGUUUUCAACACCUGCAGGUGGUGUCGGGCAGCCUGUUAGGGUCUGACCCAGUUAUCUUUUUGGAUGGUUGGCAGAACCUUACAUUUUGGGGACCUACCCACUUCCCCCAGGGGAAGGGCUCGUUUUUCUAGGAAAUAACAAUGGACACAUCACCAAAGGUCAUGUAAGCAAUUCCUUGUUGCAACAAACAAGUUUUGGAUUGUUUUUCAGAAAAAAAGAAUGCAUUUUAGGUACACAGGGUAUGGAUGCAUUCAACAUUUAUUUCGUGUCUCAUAGACGCUGGCCUCCCCUUGUCGAGGGCAGCGGGGCUCUUCCAGCUCAUCACUGAAGUAGAUGCUGUCUGUCGUAAUUCUGUAGGGUAAUGAGAAGUGCAAGUACUGGGAGUGAGAAGUUGAGAAGUUUCCUGUUUGGAAAAUAAAGUCCACCUUGCUGAGUGAGACAGCUGAGAACAUUGUUACAUCAGGACUACUUUUAAACAGUUUUUGCUGUAAGCGGUAGCUUUAAUGUUUCUCUUCAGUUAUAGACCCACAAAAGUAUUAUUACUGUAUCAUUCUUGUGGACUAGUUCAUGGAUGCAUCCACAGGCUGUGGGAAGCAGUGGGGUGUGUGUGUGUGUGUGUGUACAUAUUUGAUGUUUAUAACACUCUGUGUACUGUAUAAGUUUAUAUAGAGAAAAAUAACAUGUUUCUGUAGUGUUUCGGGGACUAAAAUUGUAAGGGAACCAACCAUUCCAGUGUAGUCCGACCCCUCAGUCUAGAGAGCAUCGAUACGACACACAGAUGUGCACCCCGAACGCCUUGCUAACGGCUCCCACUUUUGAUAAGUGCUGCUUUUUUAAAACCCCAGUGGCAGAGGAAGACAGAGCCCUCUUUUUAAAGGGGCUCUUCUGAAAAGUAACGUAAAUACAGGGCCUGCAGGGAGGGCGGGCCACCUGCACACACCCUACAGGUGGACAAAGAGCCUUUUAAAUUUUACUUUUUAACCAUCUUGACCGUGUGUGCCUAUUUGUAUUGCAGAAGUGAACUAUUUGGGGGGGAUCGAUAUCAGUAUGUUUUGAAGCCGAAUUGUCACAUAAACUCAGAGUAACUUGUUUUUCCAUCUGCCUUUUCCACACUAACUGUUCUUGCCAAAUAUUUCUCCUGUUACCAGGUUUCAGCAUGGUAAAAUGAUGGGAGUCUCCGACCUCCUUCCUCAUCUUCCCUCUCCUGUCUCACACCUGGCCUUAGGUUUUGGGUUGGCUUCCCACAAGAACAGUUUCUUGUAGUAAUUCAAGGAGUGUAGAAUUUCGAAUGCUUAUAUGCCUUCCUUUGUCAACAUUUAGUUACGCAGUAGCAUCAGUUAAAACAAUGGGGUGAGUCCGAGUUGGUAUAGGACCAGAUAAGAUGUUGAAUUACACUGAACUUGACCGGCACGUUUAAUUAAGAGGAAAUACAGUGGGAGUGGGGGAAGUCUGUGUCAUCUUUGUGAUCGCUGUAUAAUUAGAAAUACCAAAUGCUCGGUCCUGUCACUGUGCACUUGGGGGCGUUGGGUUUGAAUCCCAUUUUAAUUCCUUGGAAACUAUAUGUAAUUACGAUGAGCAGAAGGGAAAUAAAGUUUUUCAACAAAAGUUGGUGGGGUUUUUUCGGUAUUUAAAGUUUGGUAGUAAAUUUUCUACUUUCAGUUAGUUUAUUGUCCCAAAAAUUACUACAAAAAAUGGAAGGUUGAGAUUGAGAAGCUUGAAGAAGCCACUUUUUACGCAUUUCAGUCACAGUAUUUUAUUAAAGAAAUUCUCGUAAUUCUUUCUGAGCCAAACUGUCACCAUAAUGUCCUGUGACAGAACCUCUCCUGUUUUUUAUUUUUAUUUUAUUGCCAUUCUGCAUAUUGGAAAGGUUCUAUGUUGUAUUUGUUUUUGAUCCUUGAUUUUUAAAAACAGUUAAUGGUUUUAAUGUUGCUUAGCUUCAGUUUGAUGUGUAAUUCUCCCUAAUAAUUGCAAUAAAAAGAAAGGCUUUGCUUCA